Messenger RNA from Drosophila pseudoobscura, 3229 nucleotides. RefSeq names its product oxysterol binding protein (gene Osbp). The coding region runs from base 512 to 2863 and encodes 783 amino acids. The transcript is spliced from 2 exons. The record is from RefSeq and is a predicted model, not a curated record. Gene Ontology annotation, molecular function: sterol binding. NCBI's taxonomy places the organism in Eukaryota, Metazoa, Arthropoda, Insecta, Diptera, Drosophilidae. Gene Ontology annotation, cellular component: perinuclear endoplasmic reticulum; cytosol; intracellular membrane-bounded organelle.
CGCAGCCCAACACACUCACACACAAUACACUCACGCACACAGAUGCGCCCACUCUGCCUACUUCCACAGUUUCUUUAUUUUCUGCAGAAAAAUUAGAAAAACGGCACGAAACGAAAUCAAUUGUGAGCGCGCUACAGAGGCGAGAACGAGAGAACACGGUAGCCAAAGUGCAAUCAAUCUAUAAUGCAAGCUGCUGCUGCUACAGCAGACGCGGUCGCAUAAUCGAACAAUUGCUGCUGCCCGAUUUUCGAGACAAGAGGAGACGGAGUUUCGGGUUGUUGUUGCUGGUGCUACUACUGCUGCUGGUCGGUAUUCGCCAGUAGUUGCCGCCGUCGCCGCUGCCACCGCCACCACCCGCCGUCACUGUCGUCGUACGUGGCGUUUAUUUGCACAAUUGCCGCCGCGACAACGACACGGCUUAAUCAGAAGUCGUCGGUCGGAGCAGUCCGAGGUCGUCGCGAGUGCUGCUUCUGCUGCUGGAACUUCCACCAUCAGAUCCAACAGGGCCUCAAUGACGGACGCCGCAGGCAACGCACUGGCCGAGAAGGGGCUGCCGGAGAUGAAGGGAUGGCUGCUAAAGUGGACCAACUACAUCAAGGGCUACCAGCGGCGAUGGUUCGUCCUGUCCAAGGGCGUGCUCAGCUACUACCGCAACCAGUCGGAGAUAAACCACACAUGUCGCGGCACCAUCUCGCUGCACGGUGCCCUCAUCCACACAGUCGACUCGUGCACCUUUGUCAUCUCGAACGGCGGCACGCAGACAUUUCACAUCAAAGCGGGCACCGAGGUGGAACGACAGUCCUGGGUGACGGCCCUCGAGCUGGCCAAGGUCAAGGCCAUUCGGGCGAUAGAGAGCGAGGAAGAGGAGGAGGAGGAGACGGCCCAGGUGGUGCCCAGCCAGGAGAUCAGUUCGGUGGUGCGGGAUCUCACCGAGCGGCUGGAGAACAUGCGCACCUGCUACGAUCUGAUCACUAAGCACGGAGCCGCCCUGCAGCGGGCCCUCAACGAUCUGGAGUCCAACGAAGAGGAGUCGCUGGCCAGCCGCACAAAAAUAGUCAACGAGCGGGCCACGCUCUUUCGGAUAACAUCGAAUGCGAUGAUCAAUGCUGGCAAUGACUAUCUCCAUUCGGCCGAGGCGCAGGGUCACAAGUGGUCCAAGAUGCUCCACCACGAGCGCGAGCAGCGCCAGAAGCUCGAGGAGAUCAUCGAGCAGAUGGCCAAGCAGCAGUCCCAGAUGGAGCAGGCCGCCGUCCUGGUGCGCCAAAACAAACCCGUUCCGCCCAUGGUCUCGUCCAGCACCACAAUGUCCCUGAACGCUGGCGGCAGCAGCUCCAACACGGCUCUAACCUCCGACGACGAGGUGGAGUUCUUCGACGCCUUGGAGCACGCCUUACCCGGGGAUGGCACCUUCAUCCUGAAACUGAACAAACGACGCAGCAGCUCCGAGGACCAGUUCGAUGGCCAGACGGGCAGCUCCUCGGAGAGCGACGAACAGAAGCGCACCAUCAAAACCAUCCAACAGGUCUGUCUGGUGAGUGCGCCCCGCGUUGCCUCCGGUGGAGGGACCUACGUGGACGACGAAGACGAUGUGGAUCGAGCCGCCCAGUUGGAGAACAGUGAGUCGCGGGUUAGCAGUACCAGGAGCAACAGGCCGGUGAAGGUUCGCCGCCAGAGGGUCCCCGACAAGCCCAACUAUCCCCUGAGCCUGUGGUCCAUCAUGAAGAACUGCAUUGGCAAGGAUCUGUCGAAGAUCCCCAUGCCCGUGAACUUCAACGAGCCGCUCUCCAUGCUCCAGCGCCUGGUGGAGGACUACGAGUAUUCGGACAUACUCGAUCAGGCCGCCAACUGCAAGGAUGCGUGCGAACAGCUGGCCCAUGUAGCCGCCUUCACCGUCUCCGCGUACGCAACGACAACGAACCGCACGGGCAAACCGUUCAAUCCACUGCUCGGCGAGACCUAUGAGUGCGAUCGCAUGGACGAUUUCGGCUGGCGCUGCCUGGCCGAGCAGGUCUCCCAUCAUCCCCCAGUCGCGGCGCUCCACUGCGAGAGCACCAAAUGGGUCUGCUGGCAGGAGUUCUCGAUGACCAGCAAGUUUCGCGGCAAAUACGUUCAGAUAAAUCCCUUGGGCGGGGCCUAUGUGCACUUCCCGAACAGCGGCAACCGCUACUCCUGGCACAAGGUGACCACCACCGUAAACAACAUAAUCGUGGGCCGCUUGUGGGUGGACCAGCACGGGGAGAUGGAGAUAAUCGGCUCCCAUGCGUCGCAGGGCAACAAGUGCAUCCUGAACUUCAUCCCGUACUCGUACUUCAGCCGCGAGGUGCAGCGGAGCGUCAAGGGCGUGGUUAUGAAUCAGCGCAACGAGGUCAAGUGGGUGAUUCGCGGCACCUGGGAUGCCCAGAUCGAGAUUGCGCCCGUCCUCAAGACAUCGGGCACUCCGGACAGCCCCACAUACACCACGGGCGAGUACAAGGUGGCAUGGGAGCGCCGUCCCGCACCGGCCGAUUCGGAUAAGUACUACAAUUUCACGACACUGGCCUGCCAGCUCAACGAGGAGGAGGAGGGUGUGGCGCCAACGGACUGCAGACGACGUCCCGACCAGCGGCUGAUGGAGCAGGGCAACUGGGAUGAGAGCAACAACGAGAAGCUGCGUCUCGAGGAGAAGCAGCGCACGGUGCGCAGGCAGCGGGAGAGCGAAGCAGAGCAUGCGGCAUCCGAGGGCAGACCCUAUCCGGCCUACGAGCCCAUGUGGUUCAAGCGCGAGAAGGAGGAGGACAGCGAGAACUUUGUCCAUGUUUACAAGAACACCUACUGGGAGGCCAAGGAGGCGCAGGACUGGAGCGGCUGCCCCGACAUCUAUUAAUCUACAGCAAUUACACGCAACACAGAGGACAGCCUUAGCAAAAAAUAUUCUAAAAAGAUUUCUUCAGCCUCGAAACACGCGCAGAAACAUCCAUUGCAUCAUAUACACACACACCUAGUAUACUAUGGAACUAAUCUGUGUAACAACAUUCUUCGAUCUAGUGGAUAUAUAGUACUAUAAAUUGAACGGCCUGUAACGUAGCUAAAGCCCCAACCCGCCUUCCACCACCUUCGGGAAUCUUCAACGAAAUCUAUUCUCUUCUGUUGUUCUCUUUUGGUUAUUCUCUUCCCCUUCGCCUUCCACGAGCAUUUGCUUUUCCAAAUACUACCUUGCAGACUUACGGCACAACCCAUUUGUAUCCGUAGA